UGCAUGCGAAGUACAAAGAAUGCCAAGUAGAAAAACCUGAUAUUGAAGUCAACCAUACUGUCAUAGGAGAGAGAUCAUACUUCAUUCACACAAUGACAACCAGACACGCAAAUGGACGCAGACUAGAUACAAGUCUUUCAACUAUCAACGUACGGACGUACUUUGUGUGAAUGUAUGAAUGAAUGAACGAAUACAUUAUGUAAAUUUACAUUUAAACACAUGAUAAUACAGUACAUUUGAAAACUUUCACUAAAAUGUGGAGACGAGGUUGCUUAUUUCCUGCUGAGUUUGUGCCUGUCACUUCAUGGUACCAAAGCUCAUAAAUAUAAAAAUGUUCAGUGUUACCCAUAAAAUCGGGGAAUUAAAUCAAUUCACGGGCAAAUGUUUGCAAAUAAAAUUAUCCGCACCAAAAAAGUCCACAGUGACACACAACAAUUGCGCAUAUGUACCUCAAAGAACGAUUAUGGAUAUUCCAGGACCAACAAUGACCGAGAGUCUCGUGCUAUUGGCAAAAUAUGGUUUCCGUAAACAUCAUAUUUUUGUGGAGGAAAUGUUUCAACGUUAUGGUCCAAUAUUUCGACACAGUUUACCUGGAGCACGUUAUAUUUAUGUCUCGGACCCGUCAGAUAUUGAGCGAGUCUUUCGAAGUGAAGAAGAAAACAGGCCGUAUCGCGGUGACAUCAUACUUACUCAGUAUGCCGAAAGAAAAGGUCUGGAGUUAGGUUUAGCGGGUGAUGACAAAACCUGGUUGAAAAAUCGUCAGCUUAUUGCACCGAAACUCUUGCGUCUGGACGCUUUAAGACCGUACUACACGGAAAUGUUAAAUGUUGCAAACGACACAAUUGACAACUUCAAAGAUGGAGAAAACGGAAACAUGCAAGAUCACUUAUUUAGGUGGGCGGCAGAGAGUAUGGGUGUCAUCUUGUUUGGAAUACGCAUUGGUACAAAUUACACGGAAUUAAAAAAGCAAGCAAAAGCAUUUAUUUGUUCAGUGGAAAACUAUUUUAAGGCCGAGACAAAGUUGUUUUUCAACAUACCACUUCAUAAGUACUUCAUGACGCCACAACUGAAGAAGACGUUUGAAUAUUUUGAUGAAAUGAUUUCAAUUACCACUGACUUAGCUGCAGAAACGAGAAAACGUAUAAACUCGACAACGAAAAACUCCAUGGUGACGAAGUUAGAAGAGGACGAUAAAGUGAAUAAGGAGUACACCAUGUUCAUAGUAAACAAUCUCUUUCUUGCAGCCAUCCAUACAACCGGUAGUUCAACUCUCCAUCUUCUUCAUGCUUUAUCGGAACAUCCAGAUGUUCAGGAGAAAGCUUACGAUGAGAUAAAAAAUAUUUUAGGAACGCAAUACCAACAACCUUGCCAUGAGCAACUAUCGCAAUUUAAAUACGUACGAGCUGUGAUAAAGGAAGGGUUUAGAUACAAUUCAACACCACUUGGAAACAUGCGCGUAACAAAGUCGCCAAUACGCAUAAAGGGAUAUCAAAUUCCACCUGGGACGAAUGUUGUCAUGUCGACUGUGGCAUCAAAGGAGAUGCAGCAACAAAAGUAUGGAGAUCCAGAAAGAUUCGCACCUGAGAGAUGGUUGCGCGAUACCGAGAAGGCUGAUAUUCAUCCUUUCUCCUCGCUGCCCUUUAGUUUUGGGAAAAGAUCGUGUGCUGGAAAACGAGUCGUAGAAAUGGAAAAGACGCUCCUUCUUAUAAGGCUCUUGCAAAAGUAUAAGAUCGUAAAGAAUAAAGAUCAUGUUAAUUGGAUAUUUAAUGUAUUAGUAACUCCUGACAGACCUUAUACUAUGCAGCUAAAGAAGCGUCAGUAAAUUGUUUGCGUUAGUUGUCAAGGUUACGGUUAAACCAUAAUAUAUUUUCAUUGACUUUAUUACAUCAUCUCUAGAAAGAUGACAUCUUGUUUUUUUACGCACAGAACGUCAAUGAACAGGGGGGAACAUUCAUAUAUUCAGUUGUGCCUUACUGAAUUUUUUUGAAAAUGAAUUCACUUUCAAAAGAGAUCAGUAGUGCACGACGGAAUAUAUGAAUAUACACCCCCCCUUCCCAAAUAACGUUCUUGUUAAGCUUCGUAGUUAAGUAUGAGAUGUUUUAUUUAUCUUACUACUCUCAGAAAAUCUGAGGAAUAAAAAAAUAUAUAUACCAUUUCUAUUAAACAGGUUUAUCUAAAUUAAGCAAAAUGAAUAAAUUAAGUCUUCUACAUAAA
Xenia sp. Carnegie-2017 is the source of this 2214-nucleotide messenger RNA. Its product is annotated as cytochrome P450 10-like. The record is from RefSeq and is a predicted model, not a curated record. Gene Ontology annotation, molecular function: heme binding; iron ion binding; oxidoreductase activity, acting on paired donors, with incorporation or reduction of molecular oxygen. The transcript has a single exon. The coding region runs from base 305 to 1822 and encodes 505 amino acids. Lineage: Eukaryota; Metazoa; Cnidaria; Anthozoa; Malacalcyonacea; Xeniidae.